GGCAGCUGGGCGAGGAAACAGAGGGAAAACCAGCUGAGAGGAGAGAAACAGAGGACAGGAAGAGAGAAAAAAUUAAGAGAGUGGGAACGUUAUCCUGGAAUAGCCAGCAACUAGAGCUGCAGACUCCACCCUUCUCACCCCUCCCCUUACUCUCUCUCUCCCUUUCUCCCUCGCUAUCUCUCUCUCUCUCUCCCUCUCUUGCUCGCUCUCUCUCUCUCUCCGAAGCAGUCUCCUAGUGUGUCAUUUGACCAGGCAGUUCACAGAGGCAGAGAGCUCAGCACCAAAAAGAAAACAGGGGAAAAGCGGAGAGACAGAGCAGAGGGAGCACGCACAAAUAUAAGCUCGCUGGAAUGUUUCUUUGGCUGAAAAGAAACUACCCCCGUGAGUGUGGAUUUCCUCUUGACUGCUGCUGCUUUUUGUGGACUCUUUUUACCCUCUUCCCGGUCUGGAUGUGUGGGGGGGCUUUGAGUCUGUCUUCGGUCAACUGAGGAGGAAGCAUCAACCUUUUUGGGGGAUUUUUACACUUUGAGGAGUGAACCCCUACUUGUGUAUGUGAGAGAGAGAGAGAGAGAGAGAGAGAGAGAGAGCGAGAGAGCGAGAGAGGGGGACUUGAGAGAGACAGAGAGGAAAUUGGAAGAGGGGGAGGGAGAAGGAGAGAGUGCCGGGCCAUGCCCACCUCUGCUCAUGGUUCAACAGCAUGAAAGGGGGCCACCAUCACCAUCGCCACCACCGAGGCUGUGGCUGCCAACACUUGUUCCGUAAAGUCCUGGUCAAGUGUGGCUGCUGCUAUGCCCGAGUCAGAGACUCAUACUCGGCAGCAGGCAGCGAGGGCAGCAUCUCCACCUCUGUGGCGUCCCUGCCCCCGCAGGCAUCAGGAAGCUCGGCCCCCAGCUCUCCGGGCUCCAGGCGCUCUGUGAGCACUCUGAAGAAGUGGCUCACGAACCCUGUGCGCAAGCUUAGCGCCGGGGCCACUGCCAAAGGGGAGCGUCAGGUCCGAAAACUUGAGGGAAAGCCUCUACCUCUUCCAUCCCACAGUAACAGCCAGGACCUGGGCAGCCCUGUGAGGCCAGAAGAUACUCUCACCAUCCUGCCUGUCACACACAGAGAACUGGAGUGGAAAGAUGGCCUUGCAAGCCCCGAGGACCUGUCACCGGCUACACUACAGUCCCCCAGCUACAUUACUGACUCACUGAUUGGCUGCACUUCACUGCCAAACACCCAGGACACUCAGUCCACCAGUGUUCUGCCGGAUGACAGCGGCUCCGUCUUGAUGGACGACACUUCCAGCCAAUGGUCGGCUGCGGCUGACACAGAGGAGGAGAGGAGGAGUGCCUUAGAGAAAAGCAUGUAUGUGCUGAAGGAGCUUAUUGAGACAGAGAAGCACUAUGUGGCAGACCUGGGGCUCAUAGUGGAGGGCUACAUGGGCACAAUGACCUCCAAAAGUGUCCCGGAGGACAUGAAGGGAAAAGACAAGAUUGUUUUUGGGAACAUUCACCAAAUAUUUGACUGGCAUAAAGACUACUUCCUGGGAGAGCUGGAGAAGUGUUUGGCAGAGCCGGAGAGGCUGGCUCAGCUCUUCAUCAAACAUGAGAGGCGCCUGCAUAUGUAUGUCGUAUACUGUCAGAACAAGCCCAAGUCGGAACAUAUCGUCUCAGAGUAUAUCGAGACGUACUUUGAGGAGUUGCGGCAGCAGCUGGGCCACAGGCUGCAGCUGAACGACCUGCUCAUCAAACCUGUCCAGAGGAUCAUGAAGUACCAGCUGCUGCUCAAGGACUUCCUCAAGUAUUACACCAAAGCUGGGAUGGACACGGAGGAGUUGGAGAAAGCGGUGGAAGUGAUGUGCUUUGUGCCAAAACGUUGCAAUGAUAUGAUGAACGUGGGCCGACUACAAGGCUUUGAGGGGAAGAUCACGGCCCAGGGCAAGCUGCUCCAGCAGGACACCUUCACCGUCACCGAGCAGGACAGUAGCUUCCUGUCCCGAGCCAAAGAGAGACGGGUCUUCCUUUUUGAGCAGAUGGUCAUCUUCAGCGAGCCAAUCGACAGGAAGAAAGGUUUCUCCAUCCCUGGAUACAUCUUUAAGAACAGCAUCAAGGUGAGCUGCCUUGGGGUGGAGCCCGGCGUCGACGGCGAUGAUGCCCCUUUUGUGCUGACAUCACGCAACCCUGACGGGAGUGUGGUGCGCUUCCAGCUGCAGGCCGCCUCCCCCGACAUCUGCCGGGCCUGGGUCAACGAUGUUGUUCAGAUCUUGGAAUCCCAGCGCAACUUCCUCAAUGCCUUACAGUCGCCUAUUGAGUACCAACGGCGAGAGAGCAAGUCUAACAGCCUGGGCCGCUGCAUGAGGCCCCCUCUGUCUGCCGCCAGCGCCCUUCGGCCCCACUCCUCCGCCUCCAUUGACCGCCACAAGCUGCCCUCCCUUCACUCUUACAACACCUCCCUGCCUGCGCUUUACCUGCCCAGCCAAGGCCAGGGCCAAGGACCCAGUGAGACAUACUCACAGCGGGACCCCGCUGUGGUCCAGCCAUGCCCUGCUGACUCCCACACUGUUUCCCCAUCACACGUCCAACUGGGCUUCACUGAUCAGCCAAACUGUCAAGCUGUGUCAAAUGGGCUGUACACAUCCACCACACAAAGUGCACAGCAGAGAGCAGGAGAGGGCUGCCGGAGGGGUCAAGCUGCUGACGCUGGGAGCCAGCCUCCACUGUCGGGCCCCUCAGCUGGACGACGGCCCAGCAACCUGGCUCAGUUGGCCGAGGAUGACCUAUGAACUCUGACACUGUGUCUCCUCGGUCAGGAGGACAGCAGCUAAAUGCCUCAGAUGUGGAGGACUUGUCUACUGUCUGUUUAUGCCAGGCUGGAUUCUUACCUGGUUCAGUUAUGAUAUCUGCAGGAUAAUGAAGGAACAUAAUGAAGGAAUUAUGGGCUGCAGCUGUGACUUCUCUGCUCCUGUUUUUAGAGAGCCAUUCAAUGGGAGGUGACUAGCUUUAGCCACCCUGAGAGUACACGAACAGCAUCCAGUGGGAAGUUACUGGGCUCAGAGAGAAAAACGCUCGACAGUUUCUGUCAUGACAAUUUCUGCUUUUUACCUUUGGUGAGAGUUUGUAUGCUCCUCUCACUUUUAAAAGGGCAAGGGGGAGUUUGUUUGAUGAAGAAAUAUCCAUUCCUAAUUGGGGCGGUCACUGGAGUUACGUGUGUGCCUGGAUGUGUGUUAAACGUGUGUGUGUGUGUGUGUGUGUGUGUGUGUGUGUGUGUGUGUGCAUGAGACUGUGCAAGGAGUGGCAGCAGCUCCUUUUGUACUCUGGUAAUUCUGAAGCCCUGUAGUGAGAAGACAAGUACAGCUACAUUAGUGCAUUUUGUCAUUCCCCUGCUGACGACCGAGUUGCUGUUUGUGUCGACAAGAAUGGGAAAAAGCAGAACACUUGAUGUGAACACGCCACAAAGACUUAACUCGCUCAAACUGACAGUGAAGAACUUUUCUUUCUUGCCACAGUGUUGAGGGCUCCUGCGUGCUCUCUUAUUCUGUUUGACCGGCCCUCGUUUGAUCUGGACAAAAAAGGUGUGAUGGAGCCCCCUGGAGGUUCUCUGCGGGUAUGACGUCAUGUUGGAAUACAUUUUUUGCUCUUUGGGCAACUCCAGAGGAGUUGCUUCAGCCCAGUUGGUGCAUUCAAAGGGACUGCUGUGCUGACCCCAAAGUGUUGCAUGCAACAUCUUCUCGGUUAUUGACUUUCAUGACUCUACACGGAUCUUUCUUUCCAGGUCGAAGAGGGGUGGCUUGUGGUUUAUGAAUUGUUUUAUUAGUCCACUGUUGUCAUGUCAAGGCUGUGCACCAUUUCUAUAAUCUCUGUUAGCUUUUUUUCCCUCUUGGACUAAAUACUGUACAGUGCAUACCAUAAAUGCAAUCGUAUAUUUCCACAUGUAAGUUGAAGGAAGACCCAAGAAGAGCCAAGGGACGUUGCACUUGGAAAAUGAAGGAUGAUAUUAUGUUGCAGGAUGCUGAUGAAUCUGCAUGCUCCCUCUUCCUCAAACAACAGUGCCAAAAAACAAAACAAAAAAAACAGCCGCUCACCACUCAAAUACUCCUCUAGUUCAGUUUGCCGUUACUCUUAUCAAACAGUCGUCGAUACUGUGUAGCAAUCAGGACUGCAACGCCGAGGAAGGACAGAAAGAGGCGAGCGAGGUGGAUGAAGGGUGCUAUCCUGUCAAUAUCAGGUCAGUUCCUCUUUGUGGCCAGUAGAGGUCCCCACAAGGCUUUCACUUCCAGUUUUAGUUGGAUCUUACAGCUGCACCAAAGAUGAACGGGCCUCAUAUUUCAGCGCUCGCAUUGAAGAAAAAGCUGCUCAAUAGCCUGUCCGAGAGAAACAAUAAUACAUUUAGACAUUAGGUGAGCGGAACCAUCUCACAGAAUCGAUUUAUGUGAACUGCUUUCACGGGUGAUUACUGAUUUAACUCAACGUAAUACCACUACAGAGAACCAAAAGCAAGGAAUUAAAAACAAAGAGAGGGUUGGUUGAUGCCAUGUUUGACUGAGUAGAAAACUGUUGUAUCAUAUCAAAUAAAAAAAAAGUGUCUUUUUGAAAGUGA
Acanthopagrus latus (yellowfin seabream) is the source of this 4578-nucleotide messenger RNA. RefSeq names its product Rho guanine nucleotide exchange factor (GEF) 25a (gene arhgef25a). Gene Ontology annotation, biological process: axon guidance. The record is from RefSeq and is a predicted model, not a curated record. NCBI's taxonomy places the organism in Eukaryota, Metazoa, Chordata, Actinopteri, Spariformes, Sparidae. Gene Ontology annotation, cellular component: cytoplasm; plasma membrane. Gene Ontology annotation, molecular function: guanyl-nucleotide exchange factor activity. The transcript has 16 exons. The coding region runs from base 698 to 2764 and encodes 688 amino acids.